AUGGCACCCAGCCGACUUAAUAUUCUGGUCCACACAGGCACCGGGACGACGGCGGAAUCUGUCCGCCACUGCAUGUAUACGCUUCGCCGUCUGCUGUCCCCCAACUAUGCCAUCAUCCCCAUCAAUGAAACGGCCAUUUUGAAAGAGCCAUGGGCACAAACAUGCGCUCUUCUCGUCUUCCCAGGAGGCGCCGACCUUGGCUACUGCAGGGUGUUCAAUGGCGAGGGAAAUAGGCGCAUCAGCGAGUUUGUCCGCCGAGGAGGGGCAUAUCUUGGGCUCUGCGCCGGCGGAUACUAUGGCAGCAGCAGAUGCGAGUUUGAAGUUGGCAACAAAUCCUUGGAGGUAGUUGGCAAUAGAGAGCUCGGAUUCUUCCCAGGAACCUGUCGCGGCGGCGCCUUCAAGGGCUUCGAAUACCGGAGCGAGAAGGGGGCUCGAGCUGCUACCAUCAAGGUGGAAAAGCAGGCUUUGAAGGACAAGAUGCCUGGGGAAUUCGCCGUAUACUACAAUGGCGGUGGUGUUUUUGUCAAUAUGAAUGCAACAGCAGGGCGUAAAGUUGAGGUCUUGGCGUCAUACAAGGACGAUAUAGACGUGGAUGGUGGUGAGCAAAAGGCUGCAGUUGUUCUGUGCCAUGUAGGAGAGGGCAAGGCAAUUCUUAGCGGACCGCACCCAGAAUUUGCCCCAGCCAAUCUCAAUCCCCAGCCAGAAGUUCCGGGAUAUGGCGAGCUAGUCGAUAGACUUGCCGCAGAUGACAGGUCUCGAAUCAGCUUUCUAAAGGCGUGUUUGUCAGAACUAGGCCUCGAAGUUGCCCAAGACGAUUACACGCCUCCAUCGCUGUCCGGCCUCCAUCUCACCGCCAUCGAUAGCGGCAAGGUGACAGAGCUGCUGUGUGACUUGGGAGACGCCAUCGAAAAGGAGAAUGGCAACGAGCUCAUCCGCGCAGAGGCAGACACUUUUCAAAUUGUGGCUCAAGACGAUGGUGUGGACUUGAGUGAGCUGCGAAAUACUUUGCCACAGGCCGAGACUAUCGAUGACCCAAGCUUGGUUAUCAAAAAGAUUAUUCCGCAUGAGAAUAAAUUGCCCAGCGAUGAUCUAACACCUCGUUUCAGCCACGAGCGGUUCUAUUCCAGCUUAAGACAUUAUAGAAAGAUUGAAUCCGGGGCUUAUCAAUGGGGUGAUGUCCUAUUAUACGGAGAUGUGGUGACGAGCACCAACACUCUCCUAGAGAAAAAUCCAAAGAUCAACACCAAGCUGCCGACAGGUUUCACCUUUACUGCCUCGACACAAGUCGCAGGACGGGGCCGAGGAACCAACGUCUGGGUCGCACCCCCAGGAUCUCUUCUAUUCUCCGUCAUCAUCAACCACCCAGCUCACCUCGCUUCUUCACGGCCCAUAGUAUUCAUUCAGUAUCUCGCAGCCGUUGCCAUUGUCGAAGCCAUUCGCUCCUAUGAUACGGGCUAUGAGAAUAUGCCGGUCAAGCUGAAGUGGCCCAAUGAUAUAUAUGCUCUUGAUCCCACAAAGCCAGCAUCUCCCCCAUCUUACGUCAAAAUCGGCGGCAUUCUAUCUCAAUGCAGCUAUUUUGACGGCUCAUACCAGGUCGUCCUGGGAAUUGGCAUCAACGCAACCAACCCUCGCCCAACAACUUCUCUUUCCGAUUUGCUCCCACCCAAUGUGUCGCCACUUCACUUGGAGACUCUCCUUGCCCGCAUCCUCACCCGCCUAGAGUCCAUCUACGAGCAAUUCCGCCGCGAGGGCUUCUCCCAAGGCUUGGAGACGAGGUACUACCGCCACUGGCUACACACAGGGCAGUCCAUCACGCUAGAAGCCGAGGGUGGUGUCAAGGCGCGAGUGGUGGGCAUCACUCGAGACUGGGGAAUGCUGCGUGUUGAGGAGACAGAUUCUGAGGGACGAGGGAAUGGAAAGGUGUGGAGUCUGCAAAGCGAUGAGAAUAGCUUCGACUAUUGGAAGGGAUUGGUCCGUAGAAAAACCUGA
This is a messenger RNA of Trichoderma asperellum CBS 433.97, 1989 nucleotides long. RefSeq lists its product as uncharacterized. NCBI's taxonomy places the organism in Eukaryota, Fungi, Ascomycota, Sordariomycetes, Hypocreales, Hypocreaceae. Gene Ontology annotation, biological process: protein modification process. Gene Ontology annotation, cellular component: cytoplasm. Gene Ontology annotation, molecular function: biotin--[biotin carboxyl-carrier protein] ligase activity. The record is from RefSeq and is a predicted model, not a curated record.